AUGAAUGAAGCAACCUUCCUUGCCAUGACACGCACCUCAGGCUUCACAGCCUCAAUCCCACCAGACCACACCUCAUCCCUGCUCGCCCAAAUGGUCCUCCUAAACCGCAUCCUCUCAGAAAUCAACGACUUCAACACCCAAUCCGCAACAACAACCCUAACCGAAGAAUACAUAACAAGCACCAUCUCAACCCUCUCAACCAACCUCUCAACCUGGCUCAAAAACCUACCCGCACACAUGCACGACACACCCUCCAACCUGCAAGCCUACGCCUCCCAAGGCCAAGGCCACCUCUUCGUAACCCUCUACCUAGGUUACUACAACUACGGCCAAAUGCUCUUCUAUCGAUUCCUACACGAAGACAUCCGAAACCACACACCGCGCACGCACUUCUACGCACAGCAAUGUAAAGAACACGCCGUGCGACUGUGCGAGAUGAUCUACCGCUCCGAGGAAGUCCCCGGCUGCGCCGUGCUGUACAAUAUGGUUGGCCAUGUACUUGUUAUUGCGUCGACUGUGCAGAUCCACACAUUGCUUUUUGGGGACGAGGGGAGUGUUGUGAAGGCGCGGGCGAGACUAGAGAGGAAUUUUGUUAUUCUGACUAAACUGCGUGCGCUGUGGCCGACGCUUGAUGUUUGUAUGGAGCGGUUGCAGGCUUUUCAUCGGGCUUGUAGGAGUUCGAUUGAUACUAGUUUUUGUAUGGAUGAGUGGAUGGUGAGGUUUUUGGUUGAGUUUGCUAAGCCGGUUAGUGACAAGGAUGGGGAUGGUGUGGAAAGGCCGUGGGUUUUGGAGGAGAUUGGUAUUUGUUAA
Penicillium griseofulvum is the source of this 810-nucleotide messenger RNA. RefSeq names its product putative C6 transcription factor. Lineage: Eukaryota; Fungi; Ascomycota; Eurotiomycetes; Eurotiales; Aspergillaceae. The transcript has a single exon. The coding region runs from base 1 to 810 and encodes 269 amino acids. Gene Ontology annotation, cellular component: nucleus. The record is from RefSeq and is a predicted model, not a curated record.